AUGGAACACGAACGUUCAUUUCAAAAACAACCAACUAUAUUUUUAAAUAAAAAACUAGGUUCAAUUAAAGCUAGUAAAAAAUCUCGUGUUCAACGUUAUACACGUAAUGUUGGUUUAGGUUUCAAGACACCACGAGAAGCUAUUGAAGGUACAUAUAUUGACAAAAAAUGUCCAUUUACAGGUAAUGUAAGUGUUCGUGGUCGUAUUCUUACUGGUAUAGUUUUAAAACUUAAAAUGACACGAACACUUGUUAUUCGUCGAGAUUAUUUACAUUAUGUACGAAAAUAUAAUCGUUUUGAAAAACGACAUAAGAAUAUGUCAGUACAUUUGAGUCCAUGUUUUCGUGAUGUACAAAUCGGUGAUGUUGUUACAAUUGGCGAAUGUCGUCCAUUGAGUAAAACAGUUCGAUUUAAUGUACUCAAGGUUGCUAAAUCAUCUGGUUCAAAGAAACAAUUUCAAAAAUUUUAG
Messenger RNA from Rotaria sordida, 468 nucleotides. The record is from the annotation of a GenBank genome assembly. NCBI's taxonomy places the organism in Eukaryota, Metazoa, Rotifera, Eurotatoria, Philodinida, Philodinidae.